GUACGUUUCCGCGUUAAGGCAAAAUGUCGUCUGCUAGGCGCGUCGUCUGGCACCGGGUCGCAUUCGUGACGCAAAGAUCGCCGUGAUAAGUGAUAAGAGAAAUAGAGUUCGGUGUGUAUGAGUGCCGCGUGGUUAGUCUUCGACGGUUAAGCGUCGUUGUAUCGUGUGCUUUUAUCGAUCUAAGAUAUUGUGAUUAAUAAGAAGAGAUAUAUAUAUAUAUAUAUAAAAUAUAUAUAUAUGUAUGUAUGUGUGUGUAUAUAUAUGUAUCGAAAAGAAAAACAUAGGAAAUAUAUAUAUAUCGGUGAGUUUUCAGUGAGGGACAACAACACAACGAGGAAGACGAACAAGUGAGAAAGUUCGAUGUAAGAGUAGAAAGAGGAACUUUUGCAUGAUAAUGCAAGCGUGACAUCGCCGAUUUCGUUACGGUUAUAUAUAUAUAUAUAAUUUUUUUUUCUUCUCCUCCCUCCCCGCUGCUGAAAAAACGGUACAACGACGAAAACUAAGUGGAUCUGUUGGAGAAAGAGAAACAAGAAGAGGAGAAAGAAAUGGAAGAAUAGAAGAGGAAAGUAACGAAAUAUAUUAACGACAAAGACGAGAACUACGGUGUUCCGAACGACUCCAUGCCCUUCUACGUAGAUAAGACAUCCUCGUCAUCGUCGUCGUCGUCGUCGUCGUCGUCGUCGUCGUCGUCGUCGUUUCGCGGCACGAGGCAUCGCCGACCGCGAGAUGCGCGACGAAUAACGGCGCAUCUUCGACCACUUUACAGGAGUUCGAACAAAAAUGGAGUUCGAGCUGGAUGGCAGUUUGAAGGAAUGGGCCAAGGAUAAACCGCUAAGCAUCCUUCAACUGGAUCCUGCUGAUAGGGCUGUUUUGAGGAUUGCUGACGAAAGAGACGCCAUACAAAAGAAGACCUUUACGAAAUGGGUGAACAAACACUUGAAAAAGCAUUGGAAAUAUGUCAAGACUUACACGUGCCUGCACGUGUGCGUUCUUGUCAACAACCAACCAUGCUGCUCCCCCACCGCCAGCAGACAUGUCGGAGACCUGUUCGAGGACCUGCGGGACGGGCACAACCUUAUCUCCUUGUUGGAAGUACUCUCAGGGGAGCAUCUUCCACGGGAAAGAGGAAGGAUGCGUUUCCACAUGCUGCAAAACGUACAAAUGGCACUCGAUUUUCUUCGAUACAAGAAAAUCAAGCUUGUAAACAUACGUGCCGAGGAUAUCGUUGAUGGCAAUCCUAAAUUGACACUUGGCCUGAUUUGGACCAUCAUACUGCACUUCCAGAUAUCAGACAUUGUAGUAGGUCAAGAACCAAAUGUGACAGCUCGAGAAGCUUUGCUAAGAUGGGCAAGACGUUCAACAGCUCGUUAUCCUGGUGUCCGUGUGACAGACUUUACUUGUUCCUGGAGAGAUGGUUUAGCGUUUAGUGCACUUCUCCAUAGAAACCGUCCAGACCUCGUCGAUUGGAGAAGUGCUCGUGCAAGUCAACCUCGAGAACGGCUCGAUCGGGUCUUCCACGUCGCCGAGCGCGAGUACGGCGUUACGAGGCUUCUCGAUCCAGAAGAUGUGGAUACACCGGAACCGGACGAGAAGUCUUUGAUAACGUACAUCUCUUCGCUCUACGACGUGUUCCCUGAGCCACCCCCAAUUCAUCCCCUUUAUGAUACCGAAGCCCAAAGACGAUCAGCUGAGUAUCGUGAACUUGCUAGCUCUCUACACCUUUGGAUACGUGAAAAGAUGACUUUAGUACAGGAUAGAUCUUUCCCGCCAACUUUGAUCGAAAUGAAAAAACUCGCAGCUGAUAGCUCUAAAUUCAAAAACGAGGAAGUACCGCCAAGAUACAGGGACAAGCAAAGAUUGUCUUAUAUCUUUAGAGAUUUGCAGAAAUAUUUUGAAGCUGUUGGUGAGGUCGAUAUGGAACCAGAAUUGCACAUCGAUGUGAUUGAAAAGAAUUGGAGCAGACUAAUAAUGUUACAUCAAGAAAGAGAACAGGCUAUUAUUGAUGAAAUCAAACGACUCGAACGACUUCAACGGCUUGCCGAGAAAGUUCACCGUGAGAUGAAGUCAACUGAUAAUCGUCUGGAAGAAUUGGAAAGACGCGUGGAAGACGAGGCUCGACGUCUCGAUCGUCUUCAUCCUUUAGAAGCUAAACAUGCGGUUGACCUGCUGGAACAGGACAUUCGCAAUACCGAAAUUCAAAUACAGAAUAUUUUUACCGAUGUACACACACUCACCGAAGGCAGAUACAGUCAAGCUGCUGAACUUCACAAGAGGGUGCAGAAACUACAUCAACGUUGGGUAGCAUUACGUUCUCUAUUGCACAAACGUUUGGUACAACCACUUUCCGCGGUGUCCUUCCCAGUAGAAGAACGAGUUGUCACGAAGCAUCGAACGACAGUUCACGAAACGAGAUUGGUAGAUACCAAUCCACAUUUCCGUUCGUUACACGACUGCAUCGAUUGGUGCAAGGCUAAAUUAAAACAGAUCCAAGAAGCUGAUUACGGCUCGGAUUUGCAAAGCGUUCAAAACGAAUUCGACGUUCAUCAGAAGGAACAUAAAAAUAUUGAUCAGUUCCGUUCGAAAGUAGACAAGUGUGUUCAAGCUAAAAAUAAUUUCCACGGGGAGGAAUUGACUUUGUAUAGUCAGCAUCUCAGCAAUUUACAGAAACUUUAUUCUGAACUUUUGGCACUAUCGAACAAGAGACUUUCCGAUUUGGAUACUUUACAAGAUUUUAUACAAUCUGCUACUGGAGAACUUGUGUGGCUUAAUGCUAAGGAAGAGACCGAGGUGACAAGAGAUUGGAGCGAUAAGAACCUUAACGUUCAAAGCAUCGAACAGUAUUACGAGCGUACAUACGGAUCUGGAAUUGAGUCCCUGAUGAGUGAUUUGGAGAAACGAGAAAUACAAUUUUCUGCUGUACAAGAUAGAGGAGAAGCAUUGGUCCUGCAGCAUCAUCCAGCAGCAAAAACGAUCGAGGCCUAUAUGUCAGCGAUGCAGAGUCAAUGGGCUUGGCUCCUUCAGCUAACUCUAUGUCUCGAAGUUCAUCUGAAACACUCCGCGCAUAGUCAACAAUUUUUCAAGGAUAUUCAACAGGCUGAACAAUGGAUUUCUAAGAUAGACGAAACACUUAACACGAUUUAUUCGCAAUCUGAUUUCUCUCUAGACGAAGGUGAACGAUUGUUAAAGGGUAUGCAAGAACUUAGAGAAGAACUUAAUAAUUAUGGUGAGCACGUUCAGAGAUUGGUCGAACAGGCUAAAGAAGUUAUACCGAUGAAACAAAGAAGACAACCAGUAACGAGACCAUUGCAAGUUACUUGCGUUUGCAAUUACAAGCAAGUAAACAUGUCAAUCGAGAAAGGAGAACAAUGUACUCUCUAUGACAAUUCUGGUAGAGUUAAAUGGCGUGUGAAGAACUCGCAAGGCGUCGAAUCACCUGUACCAGGUGUCUGUUUUUCACUUCAUCCACCAGAUAAAGAUGCAUUGGAUGCUGCUGAACGAUCAAGACGACAAUACGAUAGAAGCGUAUCUUUGUGGCAACGCAAACAACUAAGACUCAGACAGAACAUGAUUUUUGCUACCAUCAAGGUGGUCAAGGGAUGGGACUUACCUCAGUUCUUAGCUAUGGGACAAGAUCAACGUACUGCUAUUAGAAAAGCUUUGAAUGAGGAUGCUGAUAAAUUACUUAGCGAAGGUGAUCCAGCUGAUCCACAAUUGAGAAGAUUGAAACGUGAGAUGGCUGAUGUUAAUAGGCUCUUCGAUGACUUCGAGAAACGUGCCAAAGCCGAGGAGGAAUCUAAAAACGCUGGUCGAAUUUUCAACGAACAGGUGUCCUCGCUUCAGCAAGCGCUCGAUGAAGCUGAACGUAUUAUAAAUGCACGUAUUGAGGCUCCAUUACCAAGAGAUCUCGAUAGCCUCGAACAUUUGGUAUUAGAACACAAAGAUUAUGAACAAAAUUUGCAACAAUUGGCACCGGAAGUCGAUCAAGUACAACAGACUUUCCGUGGUAUUACUUUGAAAACCCCAGCAAUGAGAAAUAAACUCGAUAGCGUAAUGACCAAAUGGAAUCAUCUUUGGAAUCUUAGCAAUCUUUACAUAGAACGUUUGAAAUGCGUAGAAAUUGUACUUUCUAGUCUCGAAGAAAAUACCACGGUUAUAUCCGAAUUUGAAAUAAAAUUGGCAUCGUUCGGUGAAUUACCGUCGGACGUUAAAGGUCUUCAAAAUGUUCUCGAGGAUCUCAUGAUCCUUCAAAAUGCCAUUGCUCAGCAACAGUCAUCCAUUGAUCAAUUGAACGACGACGCCCACAACGCCAGACGUCUCGUUGAAAAAUCAAGACAUAAUCAUCAUGGACCACACGGUGAUAUGGACAGAUUAGAUUCCGAGGUCAACAGAUUGAACGCUAGAUGGACUAAUGUUUGUGGUCAGCUCGUUGAUAGAUUACGUAGUGCGGAAGCGGCUUAUAGUCUCGCACAACAGUACCAUAAUUCGUAUCAAAAUGAGGUUGACUUCAUCGACGAAUGCUAUAUGAAACUCGAAUUGGAGAACGCUAAGAAUUUGUUAAACAGAGUUGUGGAUCGUGCUCCAGCAAUCGAAGCAGUCAACGUUACUGGUGGAAGAUUAAUUCGCGAAGGCAAGAUCUAUGGACAAAGGCUCAGAGCAUUCAAAGAACAGCUGGAAGAAGUGUGCCCAUCGUUGGAUGCAUCAGUGAAAAGACCACGUAGAGAACCGGUAACUACGGUGGAUGGAGUUGCGCGUGACCUUGACACACUAAAUAGAAAAUAUACUACCCUAUUGAGUCUACUUCAGGAACGAGUUAGGCAGUUGGCCUUGUUAUAUCCCGAAGAUAUCUCUUUGCAGCGUGCUCUUCAAGAGCAACGACCUCUGCGGACAUUCCGCACGGAAUUUAACAUCUACGAGAGUACAACUAGCGAGGAACGUUAUACCUCAACAACGACACAUUACACUCAAUCGCAGUACAUCACAGAAAAACACGAAUCAACGGAGACCAGUGUGAGUAGCGAUUCCGUUCGUCGUAGUACAAGUCGUGAAUCAUCGCCAUUGAAACGUGCAAGAACAGAGGGACAACAAGAUGUUGGUUAUUCUCCUCGAAUCAGUGGCGUUACCGAGACGUCAACGACGACGACGGAUUCUACUACCGACGCUCGAAGCACCAUGCAAUUUAGCGAAAUUAGGAGUCUUAAGAGGAUACACAGGGCUGAGGAGGGUAUCAGUACGGACAACGUGAUAGAUGCUAGGGGUAUCGUUCAUCCAAGUACUGGGAAGGUACUAACGGUUGGCGAAGCUAUAAGACUUAGGAUUCUUGAUGUUAGAAAUGGUAGAAUAGCAACCUCGAGCGACGCGAAAACAAGCGUGACGAUUGAGGAAGCUGCGCGAAUGAAUCUGAUAGAUGGAAAUCUGGCGAAUCACUUAUUGGGACCUUGUGGGGUAACGGAGGACGGUCGACAAAUCUCACUACUCGAGGCUAUUCAACAGGAGCUCUUUGAUGCCGAGAGAGGGGAUGAUAGAGUUAAGGUAACGACCAGUUUCUCGGGUGUUAGCGUUGCCGAUGCGAUGAGCGAGGGUUUGUUGGAUCCAAUAACGGGUCAAGUUAUUACGGCCAACGGUGAAAGAAUCUCCAUCGAGGAGGCAUACUCUAGGGGUUAUUUAACGAAACUCGAUGUCACGGUUAAAGUUAAAAAGAACGCUCUUGCACUUUCCGACGCGAUAUCCCAAGGUCUUGUCGACGAUAGGUCAGGUCGUAUUCUUGAUAGAGUUACUGGGGAAUAUUAUCUAUUGAAUGAAGCUAUAGAAAAAGGUGUUAUUGAUCCUGAUGUUAAGGAAGUGGUCGAUGCGCGUAACGAUAUCAAGUUGACGGUAGCUGAAUCAAUACAGCAAGGUAUAUUGAAUCCAAAGAGUGGUAGGUAUAUGCACGGUUUAUCAAUGGAAAGAUUAUCCUUGAAGGAGGCACGUCGAAGGCAACUUAUCGUUAAACCGAUGACUCUUAAGGAUUGUUGCGAUUUAGAAAUAAUCGAUGAAACUGGUAGGAUAGCCAGUCCAGCGCAUCGGAAAAAAUUGACUGUAUUGGAAGCCAUAUCGAGAAGUGUCUUAGAUUCAGAGAAUCUCAAAUCUAUAACGGAUACGAAAGCCGGAGAACCGAUUACUUUGUCAGAUGCAUUGUCCAAAGGCGUUGUUAAACCGGAAGGUACAUUCAAAGACACUUUAAAAGACGAGGAAUUGAGUAUACAGGAGGCGGUAGAUAAGGGCUUGGUCAUGUCAAUCACACAAAAGACUAUUUUUGAUAUCGAUGGUUUUAAAGAUCCCGUUUCUGGAGAAUACAUCAGCUUAAACUCUGCUCUUUUAAAAGGUUUGAUAAGUCCAAAAUCAGGAGGUUCUUAUAUAAUCGAUUUAAAAACUGGAAAAACAGUUCCCUUGGACGUAGCCGAAGAACAGGGCUUCGUUAGAUCAACGGUAUCGGAAAUGCUUAAUUGUGGUAUUGGAAUUACGGAGGAGGGUCGUGAAAUUAGUGUGUUAGAAGCUGUUUUAUUAGAAUUAGUCGAUCCAAAAUCAGGUCAACUGUUGGAUCCACGAACUAAAAGAAUAGUUCCUUUGGAAGAUGCCAUUAAACGUGGAUUAAUUACACCAGACGGAGCUGCGUUGCUUACAAGUCUGUUAAAUAUCGCUGUAACGACCCAAACAGUUACCAAAACUGUGAAAAGAUAUGUAACCGUAUUGGAGACAGGAGAAGUGAUCAAUCGAGAUUGUAAAAUCACUUAUGCAGAAGCUAUUGAACAUGGUUUAAUCGAUCAAACUAAUAAAAUCUUCACGGAUCCUGACAGCGGAAAGAUUAUGAGUGUUCAUCAAGCUAUAGAAGAAGGUUUGCUUGGUAAACAAAUGGAAGAAACGCCUGCUGGAAAAAUACAUUUCCCAUCUAAACAAGUCACUUUUGAAACUACCCUAGUCACAAACGUUGGUAACGUUGAUAGUUCGGAUGAAAGAGAGAAAUCGCAACCGAUAGCAAUUGGAACGACUACGACUAUUAUAACUAAAGAAAUCGUUCCACCGAGCAAAGACAAGUUAACACAAUCUACAAUUACUAAACCUUCAGUCGUUUCAACGACUUACAUACCUUCGUCAUCGAUCGAAUCUACCAUUAAAAAUGGUACGGUAUCUCCAAUGAAAACUAGUCCACCAUCUUCACCAGAUAAUAUCGAUAGAUCAGGAUCCAAGUCGAAGAGUCCUUCGCAGCAUAGAGAAGAACAAAAAAUGAUGAUCGAUUCGAAUUCAUUCUCGACUAAUAAAGAUUCGAAUGAAACGAAAAUUGAGACGCAAAGUUCAGUGACAACUACUAGAAAUCAUAAAUCAGAAGUUAGUUCGUUUAUAGAAAGUGAACGUAUUUUAACAGAGAAACGAGUGUUCGAGUUACCAUCCGAUGGUUGGACACUUGCUGAUGCCAUUAAUCAGAAACUGUUCGAUCCAGCUACUGGUUUGUUUAUUAUACCAGGUACUGAUAGAUUAGUAUCAUUCGAGGAAUGUAUAAAAUUACAAAUCAUUAAUCCAAAUUCUGCAGCUGUGAUUGAUCCAAAUAAUGGAAGGAAAGUGUCAUUAAUGAGAAGUUUGGAAAAAAAUAUUUUAGAUUCCACGGGGCAUUAUACUCAUCCACAAAAAAUGUCUAUGAAAGAGGCAAUAGAAAGGCAGUUGGUAAUACUUCAAUAUAAAUCCUCCGAUUUCGAUGAAACAAAUCAAAGACUAUUACAAAUCACUAAAAUUUCUGGGAAGCCUGAUAAAGUAGAAUUAACACACGUUGAUGAUCCAACGAAGGAUACUGAAAUCAAGGUAACAGACGAAUCGUCCAUUCUGGAUCCUGUACAAGUAUCGCGAGGUGUAAUUUAUGAUCCUGCAACGGCAUUAGUUAUCUCGACCGAUAAUGGUACAUCCGCUGACUUAUUAAAAGCUGUCAACGAUGGUACUUUGCAGUCUAAAGAUGUAAUAGUUCGUGAUCCGUCAACUGGUAAAAACAUUGCAAUGCCUGAAGCAGUGGAACGUGGUAUACUCGAUUCAAAGACUGGCGAAUAUAAAGUCGACGAUGAUAGAAAAUUGUCUUUGCUCGAUGCAACUAAAUUUGGUUUGGUAGCAGUCGUUGGUGCUCCUUUGGUGGCAGCAGCAGCUGCCGUUGAAGCUGUUAAAAAGACUAUGAUCAAAGAUCCUAAGACAGGAGAGAAAAUACCUCGAGAAGUUGCUAUAGAACGUGGUCUUGUCCCACCAGAAGAAGUAUUGAAUGUUAAAUCAUCACCAGAUAUUACUGCAACAGAAACUCUAUUAGAAGAUUUACGAGCAAGUACAGACAUUCCGGUAUCUGAUCUUAAAACGAAUGAAAGCGUAUCGUCGGGCGAUGUUGAACCAUCGAGACAAGAAAAUGAUGAAAACGUAGAAGUAAAGGAUACGGUUGUUACGAAACCAUUUACACCUGAAGAAGAUAGUACCGAUAGAGCGUCGUUGGUAGCUAAAACAAGAGCAAGAGUAACUACGGAGCCAAAGUAUACAGUAACGAUUGGUAAAGCUAGAUCAUUUUCGCAAAGUCCAGAAAGAGAAGCUAAACCGAUCGUGCUUCAAAAAAUGAAGAAGAGAAUUGUUAAAGCUAGCGAAGCUAUGGAAAGUGGUCUAAUCGAUAAAGAAACGAUACAAAUUAUUGAAACUGAGAUCUCUGGAGAUGGAGAAAAGAAAAUGACAUUGUCCGAAGCUAUUGAAAGUAAUAGGAUCGAUGCUGAUAGUGGUAAAAUCGUAGAUCCACAAAGGGGUGAUGUUUUAUCCAUAAAGGAAGCUAUCAAUCGUGGAAUCUUAGAUCCAGAGAAUGCAGAUUUACUUCUUCCCUUAGCAAAGAGUCUUUCAAUUCCAGAAUUAUACAAACAAGGUCUGUUAGAUCCUCAAGAAGGCAAGAUUGUUCAUCCAGAAACAGGUGCUCAUCUUACUCUAAACGAAGCCAUAGUUUGUGGAAUAGUCGAUCCAUUAUCAAAAAUAAUUCAACCAAACGGACAAUCAGAUACUUUAGAAAAUGCCAUCGCAAAUGAUGUAAUCGAUGCUGACAGAUCAUUAGUUAAAUUCGAAGAUGGUUGCGUUAAUUUAGUUAAAGCUGUGGAAGAAAAUGUAUUUGAAAAGUGUGAGACGAAUAAAUCUUUUGAUUUACCACCAACUGGUAUGACUUUCCCAGUUGCUUUGAAACGUGGCUUGAUCGAUCCAUCCAAAAAUGAAAUUAGACAUCCUAUCACAGGUGAAAAUAUAUCUUUGAAAGAUGCUAUAGCAUCUGAUUUUAUAAUGACUCUACCUUAUCCAGCUGCGCCAGAUAGUAUUAAAGUAACAGAAGCUCUCGAGUCAGGUCUUAUUGACAAAGAGAAGGGUGUGUUUAUUCAUCCUACAACUGGUACAUCCAUACCAAUAGUAGAAGCUGUAGAAUCUGGUCUUCUGAUUGUAAAAACACCAGUAAAAGAUGAAUGCAUCAGUACGAUUACCGAAACAGUGACAUCUUAUCAUACGAUUACCACGAAAACUAUCGAACUUCUGCCAGGAUAUGUUUUGUUAAAUGCAAAACUAGUUCAGAAUCUUGAAACCGGUGAUACUCUUACGAUCGAAGAGGCACGUGAUCAAGGAAUUGUUAAAGAUGAAUCUGAGAAGAAAGAAGAGUUUACAACCAAGGACAUAAGGAUUACUUUCAGUGAUGCUGUAGAAAAGGGUUUGGUUGAUAUGAAUGCAGGAACUUAUACCGAUCCUAAUACAGGUGCUAUUAUGCCAAUUUCAAAAGCAGUAGAAGUUGGUAUUCUUGAUACCUCAGUCCAUACUAAUGAGCCCAGUACUUCUAUACCAACUACACAAAACAGUUUGACCAUUUUAGAAGCUAUAGAACAAAUUUAUGAUGAUAAGACCGAAUCUUUUACUGAUCCUGAAUCGAAAAAAUCGUACAAUUUAACCGAAGCAAUAGAAGUUGGCUUGAUCGAGCCUGAUUCUGUUUUGUACGAUGUAAAAAAAGGAGAAACUAUAACAACGAAAGAAGCUGUAGAAAAAGGUCUGCUCGAUCCUCAAACCGGUAAAAUAAAACAAAAAGAUGGAGGAAGCUCAAUGAGUAUUACUCAAGCCGCAAAACUCGGGCUUUUAGCGGUUGUCGCUGCUCCCGUUUUAGCUGGAAAAGCUGUAGUCGAUGCGAUUCAAACAAGAGGAACUAAAAAAUCUAGUUCACCUGUAGAAUCUACCUCAGCAGUAGAACCUACCUCAAUUGCUGCAUUAACACAAAGUAAAAUCGAUGCGGUAGAAGAUAGUAUCUCAAUAUCUGCAGCAACACAAAGUAAAGUCGAUGUAGUACAACCUGUCACAGUUUCUGCAGCAACACAAAAUAAAGUCGAUGUAGUAAAACCUGUCACAGUUUCUGCAGCAACACAAAGUAAAGUCGAUGUAGUAGAACCUGUCUCAGUUUCUGUAGUAUCACCACAAAGUAAAGUCGAUGAAACGAUUGAACCCGAACUGGUUCAAAAAUUACCCGACGAAGUAGAAGGAGUUCCAUUGGAUGAAGAAUCCAAACUUCUAUCUACACCAAAGGCUAGUGCAAAGGAAGUUUUACAAAAAGAAGAAAAAGAAGUGUGCGAUUCGUUCAUCGCUAAUGAAAAAUUAACAGCACCGAUAGAAGAACCUCAAACAACAAAAAUAUCUGAUACAACUGAUAUAGAAGAACUAGAUCAACAAGAAAGAGAAGAUAUAGAUCAACAGGAAAGAGAAGAUAUAGAUCAACAGGAAAGAGAAGAUAUAGAAGAUGCAGAUGAAAAAUCUGAAGAGAAAUUGUCGCAAAUAGUCGUAUCGAAGGAUUUAUCACCACGAGAUCUAGCUGCUCGAGGUCUAUUUAAUAUGGAAAACGAAAGAUUCGUUGAUCCUACAACAGAUAACAUUGUUUCAUUCAACGAAUUCGUUCUCGAUUUACAAAUCUUUGAUCCCGACAACGUGUGGGUUAAAGAUCUAUCAAAGAAGUCUGAUAAAUAUGUCACUCUUCGAGAAGCAAUCGAUAGACCACUCGUAGAUAGAAAUGUAGGGUAUAUGGUAGAUCCUAAAAGUGGUAAGAAAAUACCAUUCUUCGAGGCAGUCAAACUUGGAUGGAUUGAACAAAGACCUAGCAGUGUUGAAAAGGAACCUUUAACUUUAAGCUUACAAGAAGCAGUAGAAGUAGGUGUUUGUGAUCCUAUUAACGCACAAUUUCAUGAUCCGAAAUCUGGAGAACCAUUAUCUUUAUCUGAAGCAGUCGAAGUUGGCCUGAUCGAUGCUGAUUCCCUAGCUAUAAGAAAUCCAAUUAGUGAUGAAAUAUUACCUCUAUCUGAAGCAUUAGAAUCCGGUGUGAUAGAUCUUCAUAGAGGGGUCAUUAUCAAUAUUGAAACAAGGACAGAAAUUGAUAUCAAGGUUGCUUUCUUAAAGGGUAUGAUAGUACCACGUGCUAGAAAACCAAUUUCUCUCGAAGCUGCGAUAAACAAUGGCAUAUACGAGCCUAAUACAGGAAAGAUACAAGAUCCGUUGACUAAACAAUUCGUAGAUGUUGAAGAAAGUGUUCGAAGAGGUAUAAUCGAUGCUUUCAUCACCGAAUGUCAGGAUACUAAAGCUGGCUCUUUCGUUUCUCUCGACGAUGCACUAACUAUAAAUCUAUUAAACUCAAAAAUGGGACGUUUGCAAGAUACAAAAGCUGGCGAACUUCUUCCUUUGGAUACAGCAUUAAACAGAGGCUUGAUCAUAACGACACCAUUCGUGCCUUCUUUAAUAGAUGUUAUAGCACAAGAAUAUUACUCUCCUAAAACUGGUCUUGUUCUUAAUCCUGUGAACGGUGCAGAAAUGACAAUAAAAGAAGCUUUAACUACUGGCUAUAUCGACGACAGAACAACUAUGAUAAAGGAUGACAGACGUGAUAAAGUCGUGUCGAUUAAAGAGGCAGCAGAAACAUUAUUAAUAGAUUUACAAAGUGGUUUAUUAAAUUAUCCUCAUUCCAUGACAUUAGACAUUGCAUUUGAAAAGGGUUAUUUGUUAAGUACAACCAAACCUUGGACGUUACAAGAAGCUCUUGCUCAUCAGACUUAUGAUCCUAAAACAGGUACCUUCACUAUCGAUGGAGAAAGUUAUGUGUUAGAAGAGGCUAUUGCCAAAGGUAUAAUUAAUCAAGAUAGUCCAUCGAUCAAAGAUCCACGAAAUAACGAUAUUAUAUCUCUUGGUGAUGCUAUCAAACGUGGCCUUAUCAAUCCAAAAAGUGGAACAGCUAUUGAUCCUUCCACAGGUGUACCACUUUCUUUAACUGAUGCAUUGGAUCGUGGCCUGGUAGUUCCAGCAAAACGAAAAAUAUCUUUACCAGAAGCCAUAUUCAAAGGUUUUUAUGAUCCAAAGACUGGUCACUUCAUUAUUCCAGACACACAAGAAAAGUUGCCAACUGAUCGUGCUAUUAAAAAAGGUGUCAUUGAUACGACUACAGCAAUCGUUCGACAUGAUAGUGGUGAUGUAAUUACGUUCACCGAAGCUAUAGAAAAGCUCAUAGUUGAUCCAAAAACUGGAACAGUAGCUACCGAAAAAGGACGACGUUUAGAUUUUCACGAAGCUUUAGAACGUGGUCUUCUUUUGGAAACACGUAGACCAAUGAGCUUCAGUGAAGCAAUCUCAAAAGGUAUAUUAGACGAUAAAACCAAUACAUUUUUGGAUCCUCAAACUGGUACUUAUUUAACAAUAUUGGAAGCUAUACAAAAACAUCUGAUAGAUGCAGAUUCUGUAACAGUAAAAGAUGUUAGAUCACCGUUCUUAAAAACAAUGCCAUUGAUGGAAGCAAUAGAAUUAGGCUAUGUCGAUGGAAAUACUGGACGUGUUAAAGAUCUCAACAAAAGUAACAUUGAAAUAUCUUUACGCGAUGCUUACGAAUCCGGCUUGAUCAUAGACAAUAAAGCGGCCGUAUCUUUGCAACGAGCCGUUCAUCAAGGAUUAUACGACGAUAAGACUGGAAAAAUCAUUGAUCCUGGCACUAACAGAGCUGUAACUCUUCACGAAGCUAUGAGAAAAUGUAUCAUUGGACCUACCUUACCUUGCUAUUGGGAUAAAAGAUCAGAAAGACUCUUGUCGCUUGCUGAAACUUGUCGUGCUGGUGUAAUAGACAGACGUUCAGGCAUGUUCAAAGAACCUGGUGCCAAUUGUACAGUAACUUUAUCUCUUGCAUUACAACAUGGGCUCAUCGUUGAUAUCGAAAGCAUGGGAUUUGGUUUAUACGAAGCAAUAUUGAUGGAUAUGUACGACUCAUCAUCAGGAAAAUUCAUACAUCCAUUGAAUAAUAAAAAGCUUACAUUGGCUGAAGCAAUUCAAAUCGAAAUGAUCGAUCCACUUACGUCGAUCGUAAAGAAUACUAAAUCGAACAAAUAUGUUCUUUUGGCCGAAGCAAUUUCUGAUGGAAUUAUCGACGACAUUCGUGGUACAUACAAUAUCUCUGAAAUCGACAAGGUAAUGAAUUUACAAGAGGCCAGAAAAAAAGGUUUCAUAGUAACAUCCAAAACUCCACUUUCGAUAGAGGAAGCAGUGAAGUGUGGUCUUUAUCGCGGUGACAGUGGCAAAUUUGCAAAACCCACAGUUAAUGAAUUUUACGAUUUAGUCCAAGCUCUUUCGGUCGAAUUAAUUGAUCCUGACACAACUGCAUUAAAAGAUGCUACUACAGGACAAAUAAAAUCUUUACAAGUUGGUAUCGAUGAUGGAACGAUAGAUGUACCCAGAGGCAGAGUACUCGAUCCUAAAACCAAACGAUCUUACAACAUAGACGUUGCCUUCGAACGUGGAUUAUUAGUGACCGUAGAAAAACCAUUGACUCUUCAAUCACAAAGAUCUUCUUUGGAUGAACAAAAAGGAUCUACCAAAGAAAGUAAUACGAGAGAAUGUACAGUCGAAGAAGCUAUCAAAUAUGAAUUUAUUAAUCCAAAUGUAUCGGUCGUUAGAGACCCAAGAAAUGGAAGGUUCACAGUUUUGAAGAAAGCCCUUGCUGAAAGAAUCAUCGAUCCUUCGGAAAAAGGAACGAUCGAACCACAAGUUGGAAAAUUAUCGAGCAGAUGCAUACGUUUCGGUGAAAAUACUGUUUUCCUAUUACCACCUUUGUCAUUUGAAGAAACAUUAGAGAAAGGACAUCUUUCUUUCGAAACUGGAAAGGUAACAGAUCCAAAUAGCAAUGAACAAAUAACUUUGAAAGAAGCCGUCACUCUUGGUAUCAUUGAUCCAGAUUCAGCAUUGAUAAAAGAUGCUCAAAAGAAAAAAUUAGUUAGAUUGCCGGAAGCUUUCAGGAAAGGGAUGAUGGACCCGGAAAAAGGCAAUGUCUUAGAUACGGAUACAUCUAAAUUAUAUACCUUAUCUAAAGCCGUAGAAAUUGGUUUAGUUAUGACUCCCAAACAAGGCUUUUCGUUCAUCGAAGCUCUCGAGUUUGGUCUUUAUAAUCCAACAACUGGUAGCUAUCACGAUCCAUUCUUAAUAACUUCGGUAUUAGAAAGAAAACGCUUGACUUUAGCAAGUGCAAUAGAAGGGGGUUUAAUAGAUCCGUCUACAACAGUGAUCAAAGAUCCUAUUAGUGGUAAUAUCGUAAGUUUGUUGGAAGCUGUAAAUAGUGGGAAGGUAGAUAGUGUGGCGGGCAGGUUUUUUGAAGAUCCAGAGGGAAAGAGUAUCGACUUCGUGAAGGCCAUGGAACGUGGUUAUAUACUCACCGCAGAAGCGAGGCAAGCGGUUGAAGAGAAGUAUAAAUUGUGCGAUGAAACGUUAUCCAAACUCCUUCAAUGGAUAUCCGAGGUCGAAGAUAAACUUGCCAAUCAAGAUACCGUCAGAGAAGAUAUCGAAGAAUUAAGAAAUCAAAUAAACAUCAUGAAAGAAAUAAAGGAGGAUUUAGAAUCUCAUGGACGUCAAGUUUCAUCUUGUCUGGACCAAGUUCGUCAAGUCGUUUUAACAGGUAGCGACGUAUUGUCGAGUGAUGAGGUAUCGACAUUAGAAAAAAGUGGCAGAUCACUUAAAACAAGAUUCGACAAAACUACUGAUCGUGCUGAUAAGUUAGUCAGACGAUUGGUAGGAGCCAGAGACGAAUUAUGCAAAUUCAAAAACGAACUCUCAACAUUCUCCGUAUGGUUGGAUAAAGCAUGUCGAACAUUAGAAAACAAGGAAAGAUCUUUAUCGGAUUUAAAUAAAUUAAGCAGCAGUGCAGACACCACGCGCGAUUUCAUCAGCGACGUUAUAGCUCAUCAAGCAGACCUUAGAUUUAUAACCAUGGCUGCACAGAAAUUCGUCGACGAAAGCAAAGAAUACUUGCAAAUUUUGAACGACUUUAGAACAAGUUUGCCACAAAGAUUACCUCAUAAAGAGCCAACAGCCAGUCAAGAUUCGCCAGUAAGACACGAGGUCUCUCUUGUAACGACACAAUACAAGGAUUUGUUAACGCGUGCCAAUCAAUUGUCAGAUAGAUUGUCAGGAGUUGGUGGAAAGCAACGUGAUUAUAAUGAAUCAUUAGAAAAGGCAAAUACGUGGUUAAGGGAAGUAGAACCAAAAGUGCAUCGUAUUAUAUCCGAGGCUAUUGCAGCCGAGCCAAAACAAGUGGAGGAUCAAUUGAACAAAGCAAAAGCAUUGAACAACGAAUUACUAGCUAAUGAACGUUUAAUAGACGCAGCGAAAAAUGGCGUCGAUGCUCUACUUAGAUCGCUUGAUGGACAAUUGACUCCACAGGAAGUCGAUGCACUUCAGGAUCCAGUUAGGGUAAUCGAAGAUAAGUACAGACAACUAAGCGAGGCUUUGCAAGUUAAAUGUCAAGAAUUGGACACAGCGUUGGUGCAAUGUCAAGGUGUUCAGGAUGCUUUAGAUGGUUUGGUUGUAUGGUUGAACAAUGCUGAAAGUCAGUUCAAGAAUCUUCAACGUCCUGCAAGUUUGCAAAAAGAACAUCUCGAAGAACAACAAAGAGAACAGCGUCUACUUCAAGCAGACUUGGAUAGUCAUCGUUUAAGCGUAGAUGCCAUUGCUGCAAGUGCCCAAGAUCUUUUAUUAAAUUCAAACAAUGUUCGCGUUGCUAAACGUAUCGAGGGUAAACUGAAAGAUGUACAAAGUAGAUUCGAAAAACUUAUGGACAAGUCUUUACGUCGCGGAGAAUUCCUCGACGAUGUUUCUCAAGCUCUUAAUGAAUUCCUUACUGAAACAUCUAAAUUUGAAACGUGGUACUCGCAUAUGAUCGAGUCACUUGAAUCUAGAGAAUUAAAUAAACUCGAUGUAUCUGAGUAUGAAAGUAAAAUGGCAGAAUUGAUCGAUAAACGUGAAGAUCAUAGAGGUCAUUUCGAAGAUCUCAUUCGAAAUGGAAAGAAUUUGGUUUCUAAAAAAGAUAUUACUGAAGCUACUGCUAUUAGAGAUAAGAUCAAGGUACUUGAAUCUCAAUGGAAAGAAAUGAACAAUCUUCUUGACGAAAAACAAAGACUUAGUAAAUCGAGAGCAGAACAAUUAUCAGCCUAUGAAAAGUUACGUGAUCAAGUGAUAGAUUGGUUGACACGUACAGAAAAUAAAUUACAGAGAUUGGAGCCAGUAGCUGUUGAUUUAGAAAAACUGAAGAAGCAAGUUGAGGAAUUGAAACCUAUACAAAAAGAAUAUCGUGAUUAUGGUGGUACCGUUGAUAAAAUAAAUGAUCUUGGUAUAACUUAUGAUAGUUUAUUGAAGGAACGUGGUGAAAGUCCAACUCGUCGUCGUGGUAGCACUAGCCCUACGAAAAGACCAGUCCGACGAAUGUCACAAGACGGUCGUUCACCAUCUCCUACAAAAGGCUACGCGCUACAAAGUCCGGUAUCUCCAGGUGGUAGCAGUGGAUUCAGCAGCCGACGGUCUAGCCAGGAUGGUUUCCAUUUGGAAGAUUUAUCGCCUGUUCAGCAACAAUUAUCAGAAAUCAAUAAUAGAUAUGGUUUACUAGGUGUGAGAUUAUCUGAUCGGCAAACAGAUUUGGAUAAUGUUAAAGAAGAGUUAAGAAAACAUUUGGAUAAUUUGAAAGCACUUUCUCUCUUCCUGGAUAAGAUUCAACGCCAACUCCCGAAAGAAAGUAUUCCAACAAUUAAAGAUGAAGCAGAUAAAACUGUAAAACAGAUAAAAGUGAUCGUUGAAGAGAUGUAUGAAAAGCAAUCAUUAUUAGAUAGUACAAGGACCCAAGUGCGUGAUUUGGUUAGGCGUAAGAAGGGAGCUGAUGGUAGCGAUAGGCUUAACGAUGAAAUGGAAGAUGUGGCAAGUCGUUGGAAGUCAAUUUCUGAUAGAUGCAAGGACAGAAUUAAAUUUUUGGAGGAUAUUAAAGAUUUCUACGAUACUUUCGACGGUCUCAAUUCUUGGCUUGGUGCAAAGGAAAGAAUGCUGGGUGCGUUAGGUCCGAUAUCGUCAGAUCCAAGAAUGGUUUCUAGUCAAGUCCAACAAGUUCAAGUACUCAGAGAAGAAUUCAGAACCCAGCAACCGCAAUUGGAUCAUUUGGUUCAAGUUGGUGAAAAUGUUCUUGCCAGAAUAUCUGCCGAUUCGCCGGACGGUCAAAAGAUUAGUACCAAGUUGCAUAGUAUUUUACAAAGAUGGGCAGAUCAACUCAGUCGAUUGGACGAACGUGGACAGAGUUUGGGUGAUGCAGUUGGUACCAGUCGUGAAUUCGACGCUAGCCUUAAUCGUUUACGUGACGCUCUUCAAACGAUUUCAGAUAAUUUGGACGAUUUACCUCUCGAUAAAGAUCCUGAGGAACAGUUACGUAAGAUCGAAAAUUUGGAGAGACAAUUGGAAGGACAGAGACCGUUGUUAGCCGAUGCCGAAGCAGCUGGUGGACAAUUGUGCGAGGUAUUAAGUGAUCCAGCUUCGAAAUCAGAGAUCCAUGGUAAACUUACAGCUGUUGGAAAAUUAUAUGUCAACUUGCAAAAGAAAUUAGAUCAUAGAAAAGCUGAAAUCGAAGGUAAUCUUAGAGAUGGUCGACAGUUUGAAGCUUCCUGUAGCAAAACUCUUGGUUGGCUUGCCGAUGAACUUGGAAAUAUGUCUGAAAAAUUAUUGGUUUCGGCUGAUCGAGAAAUAUUGCAACAACAAUUGGAUCAUCACGAGCCAGUAUAUCGUAAUGUAAUGGGUAAAGAACAUGAGGUCAUUAUGUUGCUAAACAAAGGACGUGACAUUAUUGCACGUUCGCAAAAAUCUGAAAAUCGUUCUCUUCAACGAGAUCUUGAUAAAAUGCAAUCUCAAUGGGAUCGUUUGAAAAAGGAUACACUCGAUAGACACACCAAACUUCAAACUUGCGCAGAACAUUGUAAAAAGUAUUAUAGAGCACAGGAUCAAUUUUUACCGUGGUUGAGACAGGCUGAAGAUAAGUUAGAAAGCUUAAAGCCAGCAUCCUUCAAACGCAAGGAUAUUGAAAAACAAUUGAAAGAAUUGUCAUCGUUCAGAAACGAAGUAUGGAAACGUUCUGGUGAAUUUGAAAAUAACAAAACUCUAGGGGAAUCCUUCCUUGGUGCUUGUGAUAUCGAUAAGGAAAUAGUUAAAAAUGAAUUGAAUGCCAUGAAAACAAGAUGGGACAAAUUGAAUAAUGAUCUUUUAGAAAGAACACAGUCUUUGGAAGAUACCGCACGUCAUCUUACAGACUUCGUAGAAAAUCUUCGUGAUUUGAAACAUGAUUUACAACGUUGCGAAGACAAACUAGCUUCUCAUGAUGCUCUUGGUGGAGCAUCUAAAGAUCCAAAGCUUCUCGAUAGAAUUAAGAAUUUACGAGAAGAAACAGCUAGCUUGAAGAAACCUUUGCAAGCAGUACGCAAACAGGCCAAUGAUUUAGUAAAGAAAGCUGAUGAACAAGGAAUAGAUGCAACACAUUUGCAAGAUGAAGUUGACAAUGUAACCGAUCGAAUCGAUGACUUGCAAGCGAAAUUAGACGAUAGGUGUAACGAAUUACAGAGUGCGGCUACUGCAAUGGCACAAUUUAAUGAUCAUGUCAAGAUCAUUAAUCAACAUUUAGCUUCUAUAGAAAAGGAAUUAGAUUCGAUGAAAGCACCCGGACGAGAAAUUAAAAUUGUUAGAGGACAGAUCGAAGACAUCAGUAAAAUCAUUCAUAAAGUUAAUAAACUCUGCGAUGAUGCUAAUGAUCUUGAAAAUCUUGGUGAACGUUUGGUUGACAGUGGCUUCGCUGCUGAUUCUGUAGCAACCAGGCAACAAAUUGAAAGUCUUAAACGACAAAUUGGAAAACUCGAGGAACGUGCACGUAACAGGGAAGAAGAAUUAAGUACUGCAUUGAAUAAAUUGCAAGAAUUUUAUCAAGCUCAUGGAAACGUUAUAGAUGAAAUAGCUGAAACUAAUGAUCAAGUUAGAAAAUUCAAGCCAGUUGGUUCAGAAGUCGAUUCGAUCAAAGCACAGCAAGAAGAUUUCAUGGCACUUAAGAUCAAUAAAAUUGAACCCAUUUCUCGCAACGUUGAUUUAUGCAAUGUUCUUGGUCAGGGACUUAUUCAAACUGCAGGUCGUGAUGUUAGCACCACGAACAUUGAAAAGGAUCUUGAUAAAAUGAAUGAUAGAUGGAAUGAUCUAAAGGAUAAAUUGAACGAGCGUGACAGAAAAUUAGAUGUAGGUUUACUACAAUCUGGUAAAUUCCAAGAAGCUUUAAAUGGCCUCGAAAAGUGGUUAACCGAUACCGAAGAAAUGGUUUCUAAUCAAAAACCACCGUCGUCUGAUUAUAAGGUGGUCAAGGCACAACUUCAAGAACAGAAAUUCUUGAAGAAGAUGUUAAUGGAUCGACAAAAUUCAAUGUCAUCUUUAUACAAUAUGGGCCAAGAAGUAACAGCUGGUGCAGAUACGAAGGAACGCAAAGUUAUCGAGAAACAAAUGAAGAAUUUGAUGGGUCGAUUUGAUAAUUUAACAGAAGGUGCUGCAGAAAGAAUGGAUGCUUUAGAACAGGCUAUGGCCGUGGCUAAACAAUUCCAAGACAAAUUAAUACCACUUGCUACGUGGCUGGAUAAAACAGAAAAGAAAGUUAGAGAAAUGGAAUUGGUACCAACCGAUGAGGAGAAAAUCCAGCAACGUAUUUCCGAACAUGCUGUACUUCAUAGUGACAUACUCUCGAAAAAACCAGACUUCAGCGAAUUAACCGACAUAGCUAGUCAACUGAUGGCUCUUGUAGGUGAAGAUGAGGCAGCUGCCUUGGCGGAUAAACUUCAAGAUGUUGCUGACAGAUACGCUGCACUUGUUGAACGUUCAGAAGCACUUGGUGAACUUCUGCAACGUUCGAGACAAGGCUUACGACACUUGGUUCUUACCUAUCAAGACUUACAGGCUUGGAUGGAAGGCAUGGAAGUUAGGCUUUCAAAAUAUAGAGUAUUGGCUGUUCAUACGGAAAAACUUUUACAACAAAUGGAAGAUCUGGCAGAUCUAACAGAAGAAGUGUCUACAAGACAGACAGAAGUAGAUAGUACAACAGAUUCAGGGCUGGAAUUGAUGAAACAUAUUUCUAGCGACGAAGCUCUCCGACUAAAAGACAAAUUAGAUUCAUUGCAACGUCGUUUCAAUGACUUGGUUACACGUGGAUCAGAUCUUCUGAAACACGCACAGGAAGCUUUACCAUUGGUCCAGCAAUUCCAUGACAAUCACAAUCGUCUCAUGGAUUGGAUGCAAGGAGCAGAAUCAGCUUUACAAUCUGCUGAAACUCGCGAGGAUGAAAUUAUAAGACUCGAAAUGGAAAUUUCAGAAUACAGGCCUAUUCUCGAUAAAAUCAAUGCGGUCGGUCCACAAUUGUGUCAAAUAUCUCCGGGAGAAGGUGCUGCUACCAUAGAAGGCUUGGUAACCAGAGACAACAGAAGAUUCGAUGCAAUUGCUGAACAAAUUCAGAGGAAAGCUGAAAGGAUUCAAUUGAGCAAGCAACGAUCUCUGGAAGUUAUCGGGGAUAUCGAUGAUCUCCUCGAUUGGUUCAGAGAAGUUGAUAAUCAAUUACGUGAAGCUGAGCCACCGAGUAGCGAGCCCGAGAUAAUAAGAGUUCAACUGAAAGAACACAAGGCUCUGAACGAUGAUAUAUCCAGUCAAAAAGGCCGUGUUCGUGAUGUCAUUUCAACAGCUAAGAAAGUUAUUCGUGAAAAUGCUCAUCACGAAGAUACAUCAACGAUACGAGAUAAAAUGGAGGACCUUCGAGAAACAAUGGAAAUUGUAUCAGGUCUUUCCUCUGACAGAUUGGGUGCUUUGGAACAAGCUUUGCCAUUGGCUGAACAUCUUCGUGAUACUCAUGCAGGUCUUGUGAGUUGGUUGGAAGAAGCUGAACAACAAGUUGCUAUGUUACCUAUGCCUGCUUUGAGACCAGAUUUGAUAGCAGUUCAGCAAGAUAAAAAUGAAAUUCUUAUUCAGAGCAUUAACGAGCACAAACCUUUGGUAGAAAAACUUAACAAGACUGGUGAAGCUUUGAUCAAACUAUGUAACGAGGAAGAAGGUUCGAAAGUUCAAGAUAUUGUGGACAAUGAUAACGCUCGUUAUGCGGCUCUAAGAUCAGAGCUAAGAGGUCGUCAACAAACGUUGGAACAAGCAUUGCAAGAAUCUUCACAGUUCUCUGACAAAUUGGAAGGUAUGUUACGAGCAUUAACAUCAACUGCUGAUCAGGUACAUGGUGCUGAACCGGUAAGUGCACAUCCACCAAGACUACGAGAUCAAAUGGAAGAAAAUGCUGCAUUGGCCGAAGAUUUAGCUCAAAGAUCGGAAGCUUAUGCCGCUGUAAGGAAAGCUGCUGAUGAUGUUAUCAGUAAAGCAGGGAAUAGAGCUGAUCCUGCUGUUAAAGAUAUCAAACGUAAACUUGAUAAACUGAAUCAAUUAUGGACGGAUGUACAAAGAGCAACUACAGAACGUGGUCACACCUUGGACGACACCUUGUCGAUCGCAGAGAAAUUCUGGUCAGAAUUGAAUGGGGUAAUGUCAACUUUGAGAGAAUUGCAAGAUGCUCUAGCUGGACAAGCACCACCAGCGGCUCAACCAGCUGCUAUACAACAGCAACAAGUAGCUUUACAAGAAAUCAGACAGGAAAUCGAUCAAACCAAACCUGACGUAGAACAAGUAAGAGCAUCUGGUCACGAAUUGAUGGGCCUGUGUGGUGAACCAGACAAACCAGAAGUACGAAAGCACAUCGAAGAUUUGGAUCAAGCCUGGGACAACGUCACUGCCCUUUACGCUAGACGCGAAGAAAAUCUUAUCGACGCCAUGGAGAAGGCCAUGGAAUUCCAUGAAACCCUUCAGAAUCUUUUGGAAUUCUUACAGGAAGCUGAAGAUAGAUUUGCUGACAUGGGUCCCCUUGGUAGUGACAUAGAUGAAGUUAAAACUCAGAUCAAACAGUUGUCAAACUUUAAAGCUGAGGUUGAUCCACACAUGGUGAAGGUCGAAGCAUUGAACAGGAGUCUGACAAGACAAGCAGCUGAACUGACAGAAAGAACAUCGUCCGAACAAGCAGCAGCUAUUAAAGAACCAUUGGGCGCUGUUAACAAACGUUGGGACGGAUUGCUCAGGGGUGUUGUAGAGAGACAAAGACUUUUAGAGAAUGCUUUGUUACGAUUAGGACAAUUCCAACAUGCUCUUGAUGAGUUGCUCGUUUGGAUCGAUAAGACGGAUAGAACGUUGGACAAUUUGAAAGCAGUUGCAGGAGAUCCGCAAGUUAUCGAGGUCGAAUUAGCUAAACUGAAAGUCUUAGUUAACGAUAUCCAAGCGCAUCAAACUAGUGUCGACACGUUGAACGAUGCUGGCAGACAAUUGAUCGAAGAUGGAAAAGGUACAACCGAGGCUUCAACAACGGCAGAAAAAUUAGGUACGCUAAAUCGCCGUUGGAGAGAUCUACUUCAACGAGCGGCUGAUCGGCAAAGAGAAUUGGAAGAUGCUUUGAGAGAGGCACAAUCGUUCACUGCUGAAAUACAAGAUCUUUUGUCGUGGUUAGGCGAUGUUGAUAAUAUGAUAGUAGCAUCGAAACCGGUCGGUGGUUUGCCUGAAACAGCGUCGGAACAAUUGGAACGAUUUAUGGAAAUUUACAACGAAUUGGAACAAAAUCGGCCAAAGGUAGAAACUGUCUUACAACAAGGACAGGAAUAUAUGAAACGUGCCGAUGCAAGUAGUGCUGGUGGUUUGAAUCAUAAUCUUCGAACCUUGAAACAGAGAUGGGACAAUGUCACUGCACGAGCGAGUGAUAAGAAAAUCAAAUUGGAAAUUGCUUUGAAGGAAGCAACAGAGUUUCAUGAUGCUUUGCAAGCGUUUGUUGAUUGGCUUACGAAUGCAGAAAAGAUCCUAACGAAUCUCAAACCAGUUUCCAGAGUCAUGGAGACUAUAUUAGGUCAAAUAGAAGAGCAUAAACAAUUUCAGAAGGAUGUUGGUGUUCAUAGAGAAACUAUGUUAAAUUUGGAUAAGAAGGGAACGCAUUUGAAAUACUUCUCACAAAAACAGGAUGUGAUACUUAUUAAAAAUCUAUUGAUCAGUGUUCAACAUAGAUGGGAACGUGUUGUGUCAAAGUCAGCCGAGAGAACUAGAGCACUCGAUCAUGGAUAUAAAGAGGCAAGAGAGUUUCACGAUGCAUGGUCGAAUUUGCUCAAUUGGUUGGACGAAACUGAGAAGACCUUGGACGAAGUUGCUGCUGAUGGUCUUGGUGGAAAUGAUCCAGAAAAGAUAAAAUCGCGUCUUAACAAGCAUCGCGAGAUACAGAAAGCUUUGAGCGCUAAGCAAGGUACGUAUGAUACGACCAUGAAGAAUGGUAAAACUUUGAAGGACAAGGCACCGAAGGCCGACGAGUCUGCUUUGAAGGAAUUGUUGAACGAAUUGAAGAACAAAUGGACGACAGUUUGUUCAAAGUGCGUUGAUAGACAAAGAAAGUUGGAGGAAGCGUUAUUGUUCUCUGGACAAUUCAAGGAUGCCAUUCAAGCGCUUCUCGAUUGGCUUGGCAAGAUGGAAAAACAUUUAUCGGACACUGGACCAUUGCAUGGUGAUUUGGACACCGUAACGAAUCUGGUCGAACAACAUAAAACUUUCGAAAAAGAUUUAGAAUCACGCGAAUCACAAAUGGAGUCGGUCAUCAAAACUGGUCGUGAAUUAGAAUCCAAAGCUUCGGCAGAGGAUGCUUCCCUGAUAAGAUCUCAAUUAUCAGAACUUAACAGUUUAUGGGACACCGUAACACGUCUGUCAUCAAAGAAAACCGCAAAAUUAGAGGAAGCUAUCAGAGAAGCCGAACGUCUUCACAAAGCGGUCCAUGUUUUGUUAGAAUGGUUGAGUGACGCCGAAAUGAAACUUAGAUUCGCUGGGCAAUUACCAGAGGAUGAACAAGAGAGUAGAAACCAAUUGAUGGAACAUGAGAAAUUCCUUCGUGAAUUGAAAGCUAAGGAAAUUGAAAAGGAUAAUACUUUGGAAUUGGCUCAUAUUAUCUUAGGUAAAGCUCAUCCCGAUGGAGCUGCCGUUAUCAAACAUUGGAUAACCAUUAUUCAAUCUAGAUGGGAAGAAGUUGCUAUUUGGGCUCAACAAAGAAAUCAAAGACUUGAAAAUCAUAUGCGUGGUCUUCAAGAUCUUGAUAAUCUCCUAGAGGAAUUAUUGGCUUGGUUAGAAGGAUUAGAAAAUACUUUGAAUGCCCUCGAAAGCGAACCACUUCCAGACGAUCGUCCGACUCUCGAAAUGCUCAUUGCUGAUCAUAGAGAAUUUAUGGAAAAUGCAAGUAGAAGACAGAACGAAGUAGAUCGUGUCUGUAAAGCAAGACAAAUCAAAGUAACGAAGGACGGACGAAAAGUGCCAAAAGCUAAAUCACCUGCACCAGUUAAGGAUCAAUAUCAAGAUGUGGAACAAGAACAACCUCCUUCCAGAAAACAAAGCCGAGCCAGCCCGGGUCGCGAGAGGACGCCAGAUCUUUCAUUGCCACACAUUGGUCCACGCUUCCCACCAAAAGGAAGUAAAGGCGCAGAACCAGAAUUCCGUAGUCCAAGGGUGAAACUCCUGUGGGACAGGUGGCGUCACGUUUGGAUGUUAGCUUGGGAACGUCAACGUCGUCUACAGGACAAAUAUAAUUAUAUUCAGGAGUUGGAUCGUGUUGCUAACUUUAGCUGGGAAGACUGGCGCAAGAGAUUCCUGAAGUUUAUGAAUCAUAAGAAAUCUCGACUGACGGAUCUCUUUAGGAAAAUGGAUAAGAAUAACGAUGGGCUUAUACCUCGUGAAGAUUUCAUUCAAGGAAUUAUGAAUACCAAAUUUGAAACGUCUCGAUUGGAGAUGGGUGCGGUUGCAGAUCUAUUUGAUCGUCACGGAGAAGGUUUGAUAGAUUGGAAAGAGUUUAUUGCUGCUUUGAGACCAGAUUGGGAAGAACGACGUACUUAUAAUGAUACUGAUAAGAUACAUGACGAAGUUAAACGAUUGGUUAUGUUGUGUACGUGCCGGCAAAAGUUCAGAGUAUUCCAAGUUGGUGAAGGAAAGUACAGGUUUGGUGACAGUCAAAAACUACGUCUAGUCAGGAUAUUAAGAUCUACAGUGAUGGUUCGAGUAGGAGGUGGUUGGGUAGCAUUAGACGAAUUCCUUUUGAAAAAUGAUCCAUGUCGCGUUUUUCUAAUGCCAAUACCGGAUCCUAACAAACCGGAACAACAUGAGGGCUGGUGUCCGCUCGCCAAGGGAAGAACCAAUAUCGAGCUGAGGGAGCAAUUCAUAUUGGCGGAUGGUGUCAGCCAGACAAUGACAGCAUUCAGGUCGAAGCCAAGCCCAACAUCGACCCUUCAACGUACGCAAAUGUCCUCAGCUGGACCCAUCACCAAGGUGAGAGAACGAAGCGCACGAAGCGUACCAAUGGGUCAAUCAAGAGCAUCCCGUUCAUCCCUAAGUGCAGGUACACCAGAUAGUUUGAGUGACAACGAAGGUUCAUUCAGAAUAUCUGCUAGAAAAACUAGCACACCUUAUAGAAGUAAUCUCACACCAGGUGGUAGCCGACCUUCGAGUAGACCAGCCUCAAGGCCAGCUUCGAGACCAACAAGUAGGCCAGGUAGUAGGCCAGCUUCAAGACAAGGAAGUAAACCACCAAGUCGUUAUGGUUCCACACAAUCAUUAGAUAGUACAGACGAAGCAGGUACACCAAGUCGCAUUCCUCGUAGAACCGCCGUAGGUACAACAGGCAACACACCAACGUCUAGCAGACAUAAUAGCAUUUCUGGUAGGCGAUUAGGUACACCUGUCAACGGAGCCAGUUCUAGACCACGUACACCAACUGGUCUGGUUAGUCCAGCUAGUGGUAGUGCAACGUCUAGGUUUGGCUCAAUCCAUAGAGCUUCGAGCAUACCAACCCUGACUGGUGUCGGAACACCGAUCAGCCGCUCUAGGAUACCUGUUUAUGUGGGAAUGGACAUAAAAUCCCCUCAAUCAACAACCAGCAAUAUUUCAACUCAUUCGACACAAAGCAACCAUUCUACAAUUUCUACUGAUUCUACUGGGAGCAGUUCCAUCUGUACAAAUUCAGCAACUAACAUCCCAUUGGCUGUUAAACACGCUAGAACACGAACACCGUCCAGUGGUUCGAGCACACCACUACCACCGUCUCUGAAAUUAUCAAGAAAACCAUCAGGAGCAUCGGACACUUCAGUCUCAAAUACUACGUCAAGUGGAACUCGUAAAGGGAAACCAACGCCUAUCGAUCAAAGAGCACCUUUCCGAUUGUAAUCUCGACAAUUUCUUUUUUGCCUAACAAUAAUCGAAUAUUUAUCGAGGAGCUUUUUAUCUUAUCCUACGUGUUUGCCUAUCGAAGGAAAAAGAGAAUAAAAAAAAAAAAAUAAUAAUAAUUCUCUUGCUUUUCCAUGCCAAAUACACGUUAGUAUAAAUAAUCUGAGUAAUCGCGUAAGAUCAAUUGAAGGAAAAAAAAAGAAAAUGAAAGAAAUUAUUAGAAAUUAAAAAAAAAAAUAAAAAAAAAUAAAAAAAAUAAUAAAAUAAAGAAAGCUAUAUAUCACGAAGGAAUUAUAGAAUUACGAGAAUGAUAAAAGAGAUUGAAAGAGAAUGCUUACAAUUUAUCCGGGUACUGAUAAA
Molecule: messenger RNA, 26997 nt
Organism: Vespa crabro (European hornet)
Lineage: Eukaryota; Metazoa; Arthropoda; Insecta; Hymenoptera; Vespidae
Gene: shot
Product: microtubule-actin cross-linking factor 1
Exons: 45
Coding region: 781-26637 (8618 amino acids)
Biological process (GO): wound healing; intermediate filament cytoskeleton organization
Cellular component (GO): cytoskeleton; membrane; cytoplasm
Molecular function (GO): structural molecule activity; calcium ion binding; microtubule binding
Source: RefSeq, a predicted model, not a curated record